This is a messenger RNA of Geodia barretti, 366 nucleotides long. NCBI's taxonomy places the organism in Eukaryota, Metazoa, Porifera, Demospongiae, Tetractinellida, Geodiidae. The record is from the annotation of a GenBank genome assembly.
AUGGAUAACUCCGUGAUCGGGUGCCUUGCAUUCUAUUUUUUUACAGAUAAGGAGUCUAACUACAUGCGCAAUGAAGCAUUAGGAAUGGUUGAAACACGCGGACUUAUCGGCGCGGUUGAAGCUGCCGAUACUAUGGUGAAAGCCGCAAACGUCAAAUUAGUUGGAAAAGAGCAAGUUGGUGGCGGUUUUGUCACUGUUAUGGUUCGUGGAGAUGUUGGUGCGGUGCAAGCCGCGACGGAUGCUGGGGCAGAAGCCGCGAAAGCGGUUGGUGAAUUGGUAUCGGUACACGUCAUCCCUCGCCCACAUUCAGAUGUGGAGACUAUUCUCGGCGGUGGCUCGGAAGAAGCGAAGAGUCCCAGCAAAUAA